AUGUAUGUACCUCUGUGUCUUCAGCUGAAGACCCAGACUCUGGUCCUGGGUCUGAGCGACCCAGGAUCUCUGACCAGCUAUGGCCUUAUGUUAUAUUAUUUGUAUUGUAUAUAUAUUUUUGGUGUUGCUGCCACUACUGUUUGUGUGUGUAUAUAUGUGUUUGGCUGUAAGAGGAUGUCAAGCACCUGCAGACCUGGUGGGUGUGGCCCUGCUGGCGGCCUGGCCACACCCAAAGCCACACACCUGCUGCUGAUCAGGGCUCGUCGGGGGAGCUACUUAGGAGAGUCUUGGAGCUCCCACCGACGCGGGAUCAUUGCGUUAGACUCCACGAGAAGUGUGGUGCGCCAGACAGCAGCCAGCACGCGGAGUGCUGAGACACGGGAGCGGAGAGCACUGAGACACGACACGGGAGUCAGGGGAAAUCACAGGGGAUUUAUUGUCAUUAUUCCAUUCACUGUAAAUAAAGAGCACCGUUUGCAUCGUAGAGUACCGCGACUGGGUCCUCCUUUCCCCACAUCCCCACGGUCCGCCAUGCCAGACCGUGACAGAAUGAUCCCGCCUAACAUGGACCCAGCGGUCUCUGAGGAGAGGCUCAGGAAGGAGGUGAUGGACAAAGUUUACCGCCUAUGCGAGUCGUGGUGGGAGAAGCCCGGAGAGGUAUUGCGUCGCGCCGUGGAGAGGCGGCUGCAGGAAACGCUUUGUAAAUUCCCCUGGCUGGUGGACUCCCUCAAUCCAGUCGUUCUGGAUUUCUUGCUCUCGACCCUCCACCUCCACUCUCCUCCUCAGGCUGCUCACCAGCCCGGACAGUUGGUGGAUUCACAGCCUGAGACGCCGGCCCCGACAUCUACUCGGAAACGAUGUUCUCGCCGCCGGCGUUCCUCACCGCAGCCGAAUUCCCGGACAUCUCAGGAGCCGGCUGUGGUGAGUGAUAAGGACACUUUUUCAUUUCUCACCUCAUCUGCUUAUUUGUUUCCAGUGGAUGGCGACACGGCUGACGCGGCUGUAAGCCAGCCUACUGUGCAGCUAGCGUCGCCUCAUUCAGCAAUCUCCACACCGCUCACCUCUUCACCAUCUGUAGCAGUGCCGCCUGCUACGACACCACCCGGACCUGCUCGGCCCGAGCCGGAGGAGCCCGUGCUGCCCGAGCAGGAGCUCAGCGGGCCGGAGCAGCCAGCACCGCCGCCGGAGGCGCCAGCGUCGGAGCUGGAGCUCAGCGAGUUGGAGGAGAGAUCGCUCGCGCAACUCUGGGAUUACUGCCGGAGCGUAAUCCAGGCUGUAGACCCACACAAGAGACAUAUACAGUUUAAGGGGGAGCUCUAG
Messenger RNA from Oreochromis aureus, 1320 nucleotides. RefSeq lists its product as uncharacterized. Lineage: Eukaryota; Metazoa; Chordata; Actinopteri; Cichliformes; Cichlidae. The coding region runs from base 1 to 1320 and encodes 439 amino acids. The record is from RefSeq and is a predicted model, not a curated record. The transcript has 4 exons.